Ilyonectria robusta is the source of this 1068-nucleotide messenger RNA. RefSeq lists its product as uncharacterized. The record is from RefSeq and is a predicted model, not a curated record. Bases 1 to 1068 code for a protein of 355 amino acids. Lineage: Eukaryota; Fungi; Ascomycota; Sordariomycetes; Hypocreales; Nectriaceae. The transcript is spliced from 2 exons.
AUGGCCGACGAUUCUUGCAGCGGCGGGAAUCCCUUUAAGCGCCUCACUGAGCAGCAGUCCCGUGAUGGCAGCCGUCACCAGGACCGUCUUGUAAACCGCCCCGGCGCUCAGGCUCCCGGUUCUUUCAGAACCGGACCCCAGGCCGCACAGGGUCCCAAUGGCUUCAACCAGUUCAUGGAUGGCCCUGCUGCUCUCCCCGGCAUGUCUGGCAUGGCUCCCAUGGCUCAUCAGCACGCGGCCAACAGACUGGCCACUCAUGCCACCGCCUUGCAGCCAGCUCAUGCCCCGGGCUUUGCGCCUCAGAACCCUCAGUUCCAGGCUCGUCAUGCUCCUGCUGAUGGGAGCAACUGGGCUGCCGACUUUGGCCGCUUCACCCAGCAGCGUCAGCCCCAGAACGGCUUCACCCAGGCGGCUCCUCAGAUGCGCAUGGCUCAGGGCAAUCCCCAGAUGCACAUGGCUCAGGGCAAUCCCCAGAUGCACAUGGCCCAGAGCAACUCUAUGCUCGCGUUCAAUCCCGCCGGCUUGACCUUGCCCAACGCUGGCUUCUCUCCCCUCUACGGCCCGACCAACGGCGGCCACAUGGAUGCCAGCUCCGCCAUCGCCCAGCGUCACGGCGCCGAGGCCGACUUCGACCGGGAGAUGGAUAUCUGGAUGUCCCGCCAUGGCAGUCGCGCCGAGGACGUCGUUGCCGUCAUGGAGCGGAUCGCUGACGAGGCGGAGCUCAACGAAGCCGCCUUCAACAAUGCCGAGGCUGCAGACCAGGAAGCCGCAGAGGCAGAGACUCGCUCCGAUGGCGACUUUCAGACUCCUGACAUUGCCGCUCUUUCCCUCGAGACCCGUGCGCCCGUGGAGUCGGAGUCGACUGGACCCGCCAAGGCCAAGUCUGAGGUCUCCGAGGCCGCCGAGCGACUCCUCGAGUCAGUCCAGCACGAGGAGGGCGACAAGUGGAAGAACUCCACCUUUCUCUCUCUGAUGCGCGACUUCCGCGACGGCCGCAAGGACAUCGUCGACAACGAGAUCCGCGACACGCCAGAGAGCGACGAGGAGGGGCCCAAGGCCCCCCAGUGA